Notolabrus celidotus (New Zealand spotty) is the source of this 1814-nucleotide messenger RNA. RefSeq names its product solute carrier family 35 member F2-like. Gene Ontology annotation, biological process: transmembrane transport. The transcript is spliced from 9 exons. NCBI's taxonomy places the organism in Eukaryota, Metazoa, Chordata, Actinopteri, Labriformes, Labridae. The record is from RefSeq and is a predicted model, not a curated record. Gene Ontology annotation, cellular component: membrane. The coding region runs from base 150 to 1277 and encodes 375 amino acids. Gene Ontology annotation, molecular function: transmembrane transporter activity.
CUCAACAGCGCGAAGUUAGGUUGUCUCACUCCUGGAGAGAAGUGUCUCCGCGUGGAUGGUGUAACUUGACAACAUGAACCUUCAACACGGAUGGAGAAUCCCUCUUCACCUCCCCUGACAGAAGAAGGAAGCGUCUAACAGUCACAGACAUGGAGGAGCUCGAGGAGGAGAGGCUGUGUGGGAAAUGGAGGGUUGCUUGUGGUUUGUACAAUUACAACCUGAGGGAUAUCUUCACAUGGCAUCUGCUGAAGACCAUAGCGAUGGGGCAGGUCUUGUCCAUGCUGAUCUGUGGGACAGCAGUGAGCUGUGAGUACCUGGCCGUCGCUGGGGUGGAGACGCCGAUGCUGCAGAGCUUCCUCAACUACGCCUUGCUGCUGAUCGUCUACACAACCAUCCUCUGCACGCGGAAAGGUAACAGGAACAUCGUAGAGAUUUUAAAAAACAACUGGUGGAAAUAUCUGGUGAUGGGUCUGGCAGAUGUGGAGGCAAACUAUGCAGUCGUGAAGGCCUACCAGUUCACCACGCUGACAAGUAUACAGCUGCUGGACUGUUUUGUCAUCCCGGUGCUAAUGGUUCUGUCCUGGAUCUUCUUGAAGACUCGCUACAGGCUGGUCCACUUCGUAGCUGUGGUUGUGUGUUUGUUGGGGGUGGGGGCCAUGGUGGGGGCUGACAUCGUAGCCGGGAGAGACCAGGGAUCCAGUAGUGCUGUGCUGCUUGGAGACGGUCUGGUCUUGCUCAGUGCUGCCCUUUAUGCUGUAUCUAACGUGUGCCAGGAGUACACGGUGAAGAACCUGAGCCGGACUGAGUUCUUGGGCAUGAUGGGGCUGUUUGGGACCAUCAUCAGUGGCAUUCAGAUGGCUGUUCUUGAAAUCAAAGCAAUAGCAGCAAUAAAGUGGGACCAUCAUAUUUCGAUGCUGUUUGCAGUGUACGCGCUGUGCAUGUACGCUCUGUACAGCUUGAUGCCUGUGGUGGUGAAGAUGACCAGCGCCACAGCUGUGAACCUCUCUCUGCUCACUGCUGACCUCUUCAGCCUCUUCUGUGGCAUCUUCCUCUUCCAGAACACAUUCUCAACCCUGUACAUCAUCUCGUUUGUUGUCAUCACUGUGGGUUUCAUCAUGUUCAACGCUCUUCCCACAUACUCGGCUCUACCUGACUCUGGCUCCAAUGAUGAUGAAGAUCCUGCUGAUGGCUCAGUUCAGAGCUCCCCCAAUCACCUGCUGUCCACAGACAGAGACAAUCAAAGGACUGAGAUGGUCACAGCUGUGGCUGCUCUGUGACCAUAACUGACUGGAGAGAGAGGAAGGUCUUCACGUUGUUACAGAAGUUUACAUUCUUAAUAUUUUGAUUUUCAUAAUCAAAGAAAUGCAGUUUUUGAAAUAUUAACAAGUUUCGGCUUAAAUAGUUUCGUUCCUAUUUUUGAAAUGCUCCUUUAAAAACAUUACGUUACAAUGAAACACAAACCGUUACUGCACUUACAUUGUGUUUAACACUUUCAGUUAAUGCAUCAUUACGGCUGCUAUUUAUUGUUCCAGAAGUGUUUAUGUUCUGUUUUUAAAACAUUCGAUGUUGAUUUUUAAAUACAUCAGCGAUGCUGCUUGAAGCCACUGUAUUGUUUUAUUAUUUAAAGUUGAACACAGUCCAAUCACAAAGAUGUAUUUAAGUAAUGUGGCCUUUGAUGCUGUUACAAUCUUCCUUUGGUUACACACCAAAUCUACUGUAAGUCGCAUGGUUUUGUUUACCUUGUGUUGCCAAAUGUAUAGCAAGUUAACAUGAUAAGUUUUACUUUUUCAAUAUUAAAGACAUUUUUAUAUGCU